GUCAAUUAAAACAAAUUUGUCGCCGGAAUUCUCUAUAGCUGUCACCAGAAAAAUAAACAAAAACGAACUCAAGUCUGAUUUCAUUCAAUUAAGCUAGUUUUUUGGGUUUCGUCGGAUUCAUUUUCGGACAUGGAGCCUUUGCAGAUUAAUAGUGGUGAGGAUUUUGUCAAGGUCAACAUAUCCAAUUCUAAAAAUAAUGGCAUUGCAUUGGACCUGAAAUUUGCUAAAAGCCUUUCGGUGGGACAACUGAAGUGCAAAUUGGAAAUCAUCACAGGCGGCAAUGCAGCUACUAUGCAACUGGAGUUGUAUAAUGGUGAACGGUUGGUCACAAAACUGCAUGACGACGCCACCUUGCUGGGCGCGUUGCCAAUAGAAACGGGUAUGCGCAUACAUGUAAUUGAUAACUUCAACUGGAUAACAGAUGUGGAGAAAUUCGAAUUGACCAAUGAACAAUACGAAACCAAACCGGAUACAGUGCGAAAUUUUCUUAAGAAGAAUCGCAUGGGCAAGUAUAAUGAGGAAGAAGCGCGUCAGAAGGAGGAAAAAUUGCAACGACAGAAACAGCUGGACCAAGAACGCGCCGACUUGUGUACCAUUGGGGCGCGAUGUCAGGUAACAGUGCCAGGUAAUCCAUUGAGAAGAGGCACAAUAAGAUACAAGGGACCAAUCGAUGGCAAGAAAUGCAUAUUUAUUGGCGUGGAGUACGAUGAGCCACUUGGCAAAAAUAAUGGAAGUAUCGAGGGUAGGAGUUACUUUAGUUGCGCACCAAACUAUGGUGGUUUUGUGCUGCCAAAUGCUGUAGAGGUGGGCGAUUUCCCCCCAGAAGAUGCGGGUCUCGAUGAUGAUGAGAUUUAAGCUGGGCGCACUUAAACUGUUGCCAGUCAGAUGUAUUUCCUCACUGUUCAGUUUGUAUUAAGUCUAGUAUUUAUAAUAAAAAUGUGAAAUUAGUUUAGCUAUUUUUAUUGCAUACUUUGAAUUUAAAUGAUAUGAGAUUUAAAAUGACUCAAGGAAAGAGCAUACAAAACAUGCAUACUUAUAUUUAGCAUGUUUGUACAUUUUAAAAUAAUUUUGAAUAAUUUAAAUAUUUUCGGCGUAUAUGGCGUGAUGAAAUAAAAUUACGAAACAAAUUAAAACCCAAACCAGAAAAAUCACCUACAACACACCUUAAUCGCCGAACCGUAAUACCGUGGCGCCCUUUUAAAUACGGGCACAGCUCGCGCACUCCCACUUUGUUUUUUUUUUUUUAUAUGGUACAUUUCGUGCUGUCAUUCGCGUCAUGACUAAGCGCCGGCAAGGUGCGAGUGGGACGCGCUGGGCCACUUCAUCGCACCCUACCAACGACAAAGCGAAAUGUGCGAUAAAGCUGUAAUAACAGCAAGUUGCUGAAAGCAUGUACACCAACCGGCUGUGUUGGUUUUCAUGCUUCAGUCCAUUCAUAAACGCGGUAAGGUGCACAACCAUUAUAUGGCUAAUAUCGCUUAGCAAUUAGUAGCGCGGUUAAGUCUUGCCGGGUGCACUAACAAUCAACAAUCGAACACAGUAUAUGGUUUAUUUACUUAGCUCUUUUUUUUGUUUAUAGCAACUGUUGUUGUAUUUUUAAUUAGUUUUGUUAACACAAAAAAAAGAGCAAUAAGCUGCCAAGUCAAUACUGAUAAGUAAAUAAAUGAUAUGCAAUCAAGUGCAAUUGACGGAAGUAAAAAAAGUUUGCGAGAAUUUGUUGCCAUCAAAAAAAGCUGCGUUGAACAAAGGGCGCCAGUGUGUGCAAUAAAAAUACAAUACACAAAAUCUUGUUUUCUAAAUGAAAUCGAAUUCAAAUAGCAUUGUAAAUUUACUUGUACUAAAUUGCAAACAUACAUAUGUAUGUGUGUCUGUAUGUGAAGUUAAAUGUGGCGCUGUUGUUUUAGUUUUUUGUUUUAUUUGACUGCAAAACAAGUGUGAAUUUUAUUUUAGUGCGAGAAAUUUGUGUACAAUACAAUAAUUGUUGCUUGCUUUGGAGAAUGUAUGUAUGAAUGUACUGGUAUUUAGUACAUCGUAUGCAUCUACAAACUUACAUACAUACGUACAUAUGCAUGAAAAUUUGACAUGCUGCGAAUUGAAAUAAUGCAAUGCAGUUACGUCUGGCAGACUUUCCCAAAACUAUUUAUAAAUCAAACGACUGUUUAUAUUUUCUGAAUCAUAAAAGCGGGCUAUAUGAAGAUUUU
Rhagoletis pomonella (apple maggot) is the source of this 2201-nucleotide messenger RNA. It is a transcript of the gene TBCB, whose product is annotated as tubulin-folding cofactor B. Lineage: Eukaryota; Metazoa; Arthropoda; Insecta; Diptera; Tephritidae. Gene Ontology annotation, cellular component: nucleus; cytoplasm; microtubule plus-end. Gene Ontology annotation, molecular function: microtubule plus-end binding; alpha-tubulin binding. Gene Ontology annotation, biological process: post-chaperonin tubulin folding pathway; tubulin complex assembly; cytoplasmic microtubule organization. The coding region runs from base 130 to 855 and encodes 241 amino acids. The record is from RefSeq and is a predicted model, not a curated record. The transcript is spliced from 4 exons.